AUGGUAGGAAAACAACGAGACAACCAGCAAAGCUUACUUGAUCUUAGUACCAUUGCACUUGGCAUAUGGUGUGAUAAAAUUGUUGGCUAUCGAUUUCCACAAGCUAUUGGACUUAUAUAUUUUGGUGCUGAUGCCAUUCCAAUUAAUCAGAAAUGUCCAAUCUCGAAAGAUCUGAGUCAGCUUGAGAAGGCAUCAAGCAAUCUACCAAAAUGUGGCGGUACGACUCCUAUGUACGAUGCCAUCGAAAUGGCUAUUCAAUCAAUUACUAGCUUUCGCAAGGAUAACGAAAAGCAAUUGUGUACUGAAUGUCGUUCUCUCAUUGUUUGUUUUUCAGAUGGUGAAGACAAUAGCAGCGUAAAAGCAUCAGUUGGAACAAUUAAAUCGAAAUUAAAAAAUGAAAAGAUUGUUUUCGAUACCAUUGCAUUUAUGAAACAUGAAUCGUCAAACCUAGUUCAACUCUGUGAGGCUAC
Rotaria sp. Silwood1 is the source of this 470-nucleotide messenger RNA. Lineage: Eukaryota; Metazoa; Rotifera; Eurotatoria; Philodinida; Philodinidae. The record is from the annotation of a GenBank genome assembly.